AUGAUUGAUUAUGGUUCACCAUUCUAUUGUUGUUCCCGAUCCUCUUCUUCCCUUAAGGUACUUUUCUUACUACUGCUACUUACUUCCUAUCCCAUUUCUGCACACUCUCUUCUUCCCCCCUCAGUCCAGCUAUCGGACGUGAUAGAUUCGGGUUCCCCCGCUCCCCCUCAACCCAAACAAGCACCAAGAGGAGAAACAAUUCCUCAUUUCCCGUCGUACUCGGAACAUUCCUAGUUUCCCCGUGGUUCCCUCCCCCUCAUAAACCCUUUCUUUAGGCAGAAACCACAUCCCCCAAUUCAUUCCAGAACACCCACUGCACCGCCGAGCCGCAACUGCCUCGGAGGCGGUUGCCGUGUGUCGCCCACCUUUUUCUGGAAGGCUGAUUGCGGCAGCGUUUGUUAUUUGCCCAACGCAGUGCUACCUGACCCGCAACGACGGAUCUCUCUCAUCGGGAAGAGUGACCAAGGCUUUGCAAGGGCCUAGAUCAUGCCGGCAUUGGUGCUGCCACUGGAGAAAGUCUUGAGUUAA
This is a messenger RNA of Aspergillus niger, 528 nucleotides long. RefSeq lists its product as uncharacterized. The annotation marks the transcript as partial. Lineage: Eukaryota; Fungi; Ascomycota; Eurotiomycetes; Eurotiales; Aspergillaceae. The record is from RefSeq and is a predicted model, not a curated record. The transcript has a single exon.